Zymoseptoria tritici IPO323 is the source of this 924-nucleotide messenger RNA. RefSeq lists its product as uncharacterized. Bases 15 to 422 code for a protein of 135 amino acids. Lineage: Eukaryota; Fungi; Ascomycota; Dothideomycetes; Mycosphaerellales; Mycosphaerellaceae. The record is from RefSeq and is a predicted model, not a curated record. The transcript is spliced from 2 exons.
CGCUCCACUACAACAUGGCCUCGAUCUUUUCUUCGCUCUUCCGUCGAGCACCACAAGCUCCCGCGAACGCCAUCGUAUUUCCGUUUACGAUCGAAGCCAACCCGUACCGAUGCAAGCGUAUAUGGCCGCCCGAAUUCGAGAACCUGUCCGAGAAGCACAAAUUCCGACUAGAAAGACGGUACCGGCGUCGCGCGAAGCUCAAGUGGGCCAGACCAAACUGGACAAAAGGCGUGAAGCUGGCGACCUGGGCGAGCAUUACGUUUGUGAUUGUGUAUGGAGUGUUGUUCAUGGAGACGGAUGAGGGAACACCAUUCGAUGGAAUACGAAGAGCAUAUGCAGAGCAAGUGAGCGCGAUGAACGAGUCGAGAGAGGACACGAAAGCAGAUAAUUCCAGCCCCGUUGCACUGAAGCAGCCAUCCUGAACCAAUCUGUCAAGAGGCGCCAAUGCCUGAUGCUCCAAAGCCUCCAUCAUCUCAACGGCUGUUCCUCGAGACGAAAUACGGUUGCGAGGUCGUCUUCGAGUCGCAACGUUUGACGACACUUCACGUCAAGAUGACUUUGUGAACCCAUACGACCCGCACCGCGAGCACCUCCAAGCUCGCUGCACGAGGACCGGAUCAGGCUGGUGAUUUCAUGGGCCCCCUUAGCCUCGUGUUGCAAUACCGCAGCAAGCUCCUGCUCGAAGCUAUGCUUGGUCUAUCUAUCACUGGAUCGAAGAGUACAGAGGUGUCGAUGAAGACAUGAGCCGAACCUACGAUGGCAGAUGUGGGAAUGUUGGGUGUACGGCGCACGGCAGAUCUGGAGGAAAUAAUUACGGUAUUCUGCAACGCUUGCUUCAGCCAUGUCGUUGUAAGCCCGCCAGUUGUGCGAAGGGAUCAGAUACAACUUUGGAGUGGGAGGUCUGGCUCGAUCAGCACCAGCGAG